AUGAACCCCCCGUCUCUCGCCGGCACCAUCGCCCUCGCGACCGGGUCCGCGGCCACCCGGUCCAUAAGCGCCCAGCCGAGGCCGAGCCCGAGCCUGGCGCUACCCAACCAGAUGGCUAUCGGCGGCGGCGGCGGCGUGGACUGCGCGGCCGUCGGGGCGGCGGCGGUGCCCGGCUGCGCGCGGUAUUGUUUCACCGACGGCGCGGCGGCUCUGGGCUGCCGCAUGGACGACCUGGGCUGCCAGCGCCAGCAGCAGGCGCGCAUGAUGGCCGCCGCCGAGAGCUGCGUGGCCGACUUUUGCCCCGCCGUCGCGUACCAGAGCGUCAUCGACGGCGUCAUGAACAUGUGCGCCUGCGCAGUCGGUGCCGCUACGGCUCAACCGUCAUCCACCAUGGGCUCGUUCUCGGCCGCCACUGCCGUUUCCAGCCUGACCGUCUCCGUGUCCGGCGUGCCGUCGUCAAUCGCUCCGUCGGUGGUGUCGGCGUCGGCGGCGCCGAGCGAGGCGCCUCCCCCGCCGCGGAGGCCUGGAGUGGACGGCCACCGGCCGCUGGUGGCCACGCCCGCCACCCCGCAGGAGCUCCAGCUGGCUCUCGGCAUCGCCACGACGAGGCCGGCUCUGGCCUGGCGUCAAGUCGCGAGGGCGUGCGCCGCCAGUCGCUCGCAGCGAGUCUCCUAGCGUCGGCCGUCUUGCUCGCUGUGCCAUUCUUGUGGGCGGCGCGCCAUGUCACCUCCCGUGGUCUGAUACGAGGUUGACUGCAUAGUGGCGGAGCACAAGGCGUGCCAAUGAGGCGGCUUCCCAUUGACUCAUCGUGGUCGACUGUGAUCUCGGACGUGAAGUCUGAGAAGGUUGCUUAACGGGCUUAACAAGUGGGGUCGCACUUGGCUCCAGACUCCAGGCCCCAGCCCCAGAAAAUAUAAUCUGGGGAGCCGGGGCAGUAGUGCCGCAGUUUGUGU
Gaeumannomyces tritici R3-111a-1 is the source of this 953-nucleotide messenger RNA. RefSeq lists its product as hypothetical. Lineage: Eukaryota; Fungi; Ascomycota; Sordariomycetes; Magnaporthales; Magnaporthaceae. The record is from RefSeq and is a predicted model, not a curated record. The transcript is spliced from 2 exons. Bases 1 to 675 code for a protein of 224 amino acids.